UGACGUCACUCGUACUGUGCAGUUCGUAUCGUGUCUGUUUGUUCCGUGCGUGCUGUUUGCUUGCUUGCAUUCGUACGGUAAAACUUCUGCCUGCAGCAGUGUUGAGAAGGAGCAAAGUGCACUACUUUUUCCCAAAUUGAGCGGUCGCAUUUGGUGGUGUAGAGGGGAAGAUAGUGAUUUUCAGUGCUUUUGACUGUGACUGUGUGAUGGAUUCCAAAAACUAUUAGUCCAACCAAACCGUCCAUUUUUCUUCACUGUUCCAUCCGACGAGACGGGAUGGAAUUUGCUGGGUUGUCGUCGUCGGUGUAAGGAGCGUGAAGAGGAAGAGCAGGAAUACGAAACGAAGCAGGCCUACACUUCUUGUGUUGGGUCGUCGUCGUUGGGUGCAACUUCGAUCCGCGAUUUCUCUUCAUUGGCGGCGGCGGUGGAGUGCCAUCCACUGCGUGCGAAUGUGUUUGUGCUAUAUCUGACCAGCCACACGACACGGUUCUAACUUGCACUGGUAGUGGUGCGGUAGUGACUGCUGUCAAAAAAUUGUCAUUCUGAUGGAGUUUUUUGUCUACUGUUUUGUAGGUUUCUCUUGCACAAUCUUUUUCCCCCUGUAAGCUGUAUAUUUUCUAAAAAGGAUUAUUACUGAUUCCAUGUGCACAGUGAUUAGUGGUGUAUCGUGAUAGCAACGGUUCGUGAAGUGCGGUGAUAGCAGUAUAUUUUUCGAUAAUAUCUUGGCAAGAAUCUUUUUUUUUUCUUUUCUCCAACAAAAGUUCAAUCCGAGAAGUUCGGAGCGAAUGUGUGCGUGCGUGUGAAUUGCGAAAGGAAGCAAAGAAUAGAAAAUAAAACGGUGCCCCCGUUGCGUUGGUGUUUGUGCCAAGCCCCGUGUUGGGUGAAGAAGCUGGGAAGCAUAUUCCAAGUCGUCAAAAAGAGCCCAUCAUCGAAAAAGGGAGAUUCCCGAGUGUGCGAAGUGUGUGACGAAUAGUAAUUCUCGAGGGCCAUCUACGUAGUGCUAGAAAUCUAGAUCUCGGAAUUCUACAAUCCAGAAGUAUCUUUCCUGCGGAGGCGGCUGCUAACCGAGCCUAAUUUCGGUGGUCCACGGAUACAAGCCAGCAAAAUAGACGACAACGGCAGCAGCAGUUGCACUAGCAACAGCAGCACCGAGAUGAUGAAAAUGGAGACCGAUAAAAUUAUGGACGAUCCUCCGAACAACAGCGGCCCACAGUUCACCACCUCGAUACUGUACGAUCCGGCGCGGAAGAAAGAACCUUCGCAGUCAUUCCAAACCGAACGUGAUGCCUGUCUCUCCUAUUUCGCCAAAUGGAACGAAGCAGAUCAGGUGGACUUUGUCGAGCAGCUCCUGUCCCGCAUGUGCCAUUACCAGCACGGACACAUAAACGCCUACCUGAAACCGAUGCUGCAGCGGGACUUCAUCACACUAUUACCAACCAAGGGACUGGAUCACGUGGCCGAAAAUAUCCUCUCCUACCUGGACGCCAAAUCGUUGUGCCGAGCGGAACGCGUGUGCAAAGAAUGGUCUCGCGUCAUAUCGGAGGGCAUGCUGUGGAAGAAGCUGAUAGAACGGAACGUCCGUACCGACUCCCUCUGGAGGGGUCUCGCCGAGCGCAAAGGGUGGAUCAAAUACCUGUUCAUACCGCGACCGGGCGUGACACAUCGGCCGCACAAAUUCUACCGGGAGCUGUUCCCGAAGAUCAUGAAGGACAUCGAAGCGAUCGAGAACAACUGGCGCACGGGAAAUCACAACCUGCAGCGGAUAAAUUGCCGAUCGGAGAACUCGAAGGGUGUCUACUGUUUGCAGUACGACGACGACAAAAUUGUAUCCGGCCUGCGGGACAAUACCAUCAAGAUUUGGGACCGCAACUCGCUCCAGUGCUGCAAGAUCCUUACCGGUCACACCGGCUCGGUGCUGUGCCUCCAGUACGACGACAAGGUCAUCAUCAGUGGUUCCAGUGACUCCACUGUGCGCGUGUGGGACGUCAACAGCGGCGACAUGGUGAACACUUUGAUACAUCACUGCGAAGCGGUGCUGCAUUUACGGUUCAACAAUGGCAUGAUGGUGACCUGCUCGAAGGAUCGCUCGAUUGCCGUGUGGGACAUGACAUCACCGACGGAGAUUGCCUUGCGGCGGGUGUUGGUUGGCCAUCGGGCGGCGGUCAACGUGGUUGACUUUGACGAGAAGUACAUCGUGUCGGCGUCCGGCGACCGCACGAUCAAGGUUUGGAACACUUCGACGUGUGAGUUUGUGCGUACCCUCAACGGUCACAAGCGUGGCAUUGCGUGUCUUCAGUACCGGGACCGGCUGGUCGUCAGCGGUAGUUCAGAUAAUUCUAUAAGACUUUGGGAUAUUGAGUGCGGUACCUGUUUGCGGAUUUUGGAGGGCCACGAGGAACUCGUCCGCUGCAUUCGGUUUGAUUCGAAGCGCAUUGUGAGCGGAGCGUACGAUGGCAAGAUUAAAGUGUGGGAUCUCCAAGCUGCCUUAGACAUUCGAGCGCAAACCAACACGCUGUGCUUGAAGACGCUAGUGGAACAUACGGGCCGCGUAUUCCGGCUUCAGUUCGAUGAGUUCCAGAUUGUGAGCAGUUCCCACGACGACACCAUCCUGAUAUGGGACUUCCUCAACUGUUCCCAGAAGGAGGAAACCUCCACGCCCCAAACAUUGGUCCAGGUGGGCCGAAGUCCAUCACGUGAGUAUUCCUCCUCUUCCGCUGCUGGUGGCCGUGCUCAGCCUCAGCAGGAGACUGACGACGACGAUGCAUAUUGAAUGUGUAUAACCUAGCAAAAGCAACAGUCGACCGUUUAAACAUUUGACAGCAUUAACUGCAUAAUCGAACUUGAAAUCUUAGCUUGCAACGGAAAAUCCAACCAACAGUUAAUAAACAAUGAAUACUAGCAAAGCACGCAAACCACAUUCGAACCAACACACAAACACACACACAUAGAAAAUCAAAAGUCAACCAUUUCGCUUACUGUUGUUUUUCUCUUUUCUCCUUCACCCUGACCUCUGAUGCGUUUUUUCUCGUUUACGUUCGUUCGUUCGUUCGUUCGGGUGUACUGUGCGGCACGGGAUCGUUGAAACACAAAACAAACAACCAUACUAAUAUAGCCGAACUCACGUAAGGAUCUCUACGCGGUCCGUAGAGUCCUCUGUUUGAACCUCACCACAAUAACCCAUUGUGUAGCGGCGAAGCAAACAAAA
Molecule: messenger RNA, 3205 nt
Organism: Ochlerotatus camptorhynchus
Lineage: Eukaryota; Metazoa; Arthropoda; Insecta; Diptera; Culicidae
Gene: slmb
Product: beta-transducin repeat containing E3 ubiquitin protein ligase slmb
Exons: 8
Coding region: 1154-2770 (538 amino acids)
Molecular function (GO): protein dimerization activity
Source: RefSeq, a predicted model, not a curated record